Messenger RNA from Aureobasidium pullulans EXF-150, 1151 nucleotides. RefSeq lists its product as uncharacterized. Bases 165 to 1151 code for a protein of 328 amino acids. The record is from RefSeq and is a predicted model, not a curated record. The transcript is spliced from 2 exons. Lineage: Eukaryota; Fungi; Ascomycota; Dothideomycetes; Dothideales; Saccotheciaceae.
GAUGUUUCGUCCAAGGUGUGAGAAUUAUAACUCACUUUCAAAGACACUCUCACACCUGGCGAAUUUCCCAUUCUCGAUUCGUAACUGGUCCCUCCCUUGUUCUCUUCCGACUUCAACACUCUCACCCUUCUUCUCGUCUUCAAUUACGCCUACCACGUCUGAACAUGGCCACUGUCCCGUACCUGUUCCGGGAAUCCGUCCUCGAAGAGCUCAGAUGCAUGCAGUGCGCCGAAGAGGGCACCGCCUGCGACAAGAUCAAUCAAGACUUCUCUCUUAACAUCACUGCACAGCAUGCACUCAACAAAACAAGAACUGCGCAGCCACUCCUCUCGCCACAAUAUCCAUUCAAACUGCCAGACCCCUCGACGAAAUCAAGCUUGCUCUGGAACGUUACCAACAAAGCUACAGAGUCCUGGACAUCAAGAAGAAUGAUUCUACUUACCUCUGUCAUAAUUUCCACUCCCGCUCUCGUUCGCUUUCAACUUUUGAACAAGAGACCGACACUUCAUCUCGCCUUGACCGAUGCUCUCUGGAUCACUGGUCUCCACUGGGCACAAGUCAUGUUCUUUCUGAACGCUCUCAGCAAAGACCCCGAAGGCCAGAUCUUGACCGCCAAUCCCACCGCUUCUGGUCAAUACCCCACCCAACCUCAGAUCGACCAGUUCCCCUUCGUUCAACAGCUCUUCGCCUUGAUUGACCUGAUCCCGGAUGCUGAAUGGGGUGCUCGCACCGCUGAGAUCAGAGGACACAUGAAGCAAGUGGUGCGCGACCUCUACACUUUGGAGUCUUCCCAGAACCGUGCAAUGGUCGAUGCUUCUCGUGAUGGCUUCCCCUCGAACAACGACAAGCAGCUUUUCGCAUGGUUGUCUAUGUCAUCUCACCCUCCCGACUUUGCCCAAAUCAUCCAACAGAACCUUGUCUGGAGGGUCAUUCUCUGCCAAUGGGCUGUUCUCUGCCAGCGCCGCAAAUCGGUCUGGUACUUCAAAGGCAUCCUUCCCGUCUUGUACAACAUGGCCAUUACGGACAUCAACGCCACCGCCAACACUACAAGAGUCGGCACAUGGGCCCAGUGGAAGUUUUGUCUUCGUCCCGUCAUCGAGGCUCUUGCUGCGUCGUGGAUCGACUACAAGACACCUGUCGCUGAAGAUUAG